Molecule: messenger RNA, 4042 nt
Organism: Cucumis sativus (cucumber)
Lineage: Eukaryota; Viridiplantae; Streptophyta; Magnoliopsida; Cucurbitales; Cucurbitaceae
Product: WD repeat-containing protein 44
Exons: 8
Coding region: 661-2943 (760 amino acids)
Molecular function (GO): protein binding
Source: RefSeq, a predicted model, not a curated record
UACCAAGUCUUGGAAUCUCGUUUCGCGGUCCAUCAAACCACGAAUAACGAGGAACUAAUUUCUUCUUUCCUGUUUUAACAUUAUUUCUUCUUCUUCUUCUUAGUUCUUCCUAUUUUCUUUAUAAUAAAAGAAAAUUAAAAGAAUAAAAAGGUUUUUAUUUUUAAAAUAUUGUUGUUGUUUUGUUUGUGAUUUGUGAUGGGUUUUGUUGUUAAUUUAAUUCAUAUAAUUUCCCUAUUUUAUAAUUAGUGUUCCUUUCUUGUACUGCUCUUUCUCUGCUAUAGAGAGAUAUAGAAAGAGAGAGUCCAAAAAGAGCUCCAAAUUUCCAUGGAUGCUUCGAUCUCCUCCCUCCUCAGUUUCAAACAGAUCUCAUUCUCAUAGAAAAAACCCAAUUCCCCAUUCUCCCAAUCCUCAUCCCCAUACCAGGUUCAAUGGGUUUCGCUUGGGAUCCACCCCUUUUGUUUUUUCGGUUUACUGCAAUCAUUGUCAUUCUUUAUAUAAUUUAUUAAUUUUUUUUUCUUCUCUUAGACUGAUCUGCGUUUUCCUUUUAUUUUUUUUUUUGGAUUCUUGUGUAGUGGGUGCUCGUUUUUUUUCCUCACAUUUUCUUCCCGCAUAUAAUGCCGUGUUCUUGAGGCGAUUUCAUGGGUUGAACUGUGAGGAAUAAUGGGUAGCGUUAGCGGGGAUGAGGAAUGCCCAUUUUUUGAUGCCCAAGAGAUCAAUGCUCCUUCGAUAUCUGAACCCAAUUGCGAUGGUAUUGAGGCGGCCUUUGAUUCUCAUCCCAGAUUCAACAAUUGGGUCGAUGGGAGUUUGGUUUACGAUGUAUGGAAUCGGAGCCCCAAGAGUGUUCAUGAACGUCGGAGGAAGUUUUUGACAUGGAUGGGGAUGGGAUUAGAUCGAACUCCUCCUCCUUGUCAUGGGAAUUCUCUGUCUCUGGGCUGUGAUUGGAGAGAAGGGGAUGUAGGAAGAUUGAGGGACAAUUCUGGGGUUGAAUCCUCUGAUUUUGAAGAUGUAUUUUGCUCAGGAAGAUCUUCGAUUUCAUGUUGGUCUACUGAUGAUAUUGAACUUGCAGAGAUGGCUUCAACCAAUACCGUUCUGUAUAGGGAUGAUGUGAUUAAGGGAGAAUGCGGCAGGAAAAAUGGGGAUCUAAAACCCUCUGUUCGGUUUGCAAUGGCUGAAGAGCUUGAGGAGACUUCUAGUUCCUCGCCAUCUUUUCAACAAAUGAUGCAGAUGGAGGCUGAGAGAGUAAACAUCCCAUCGCGUUCAGCACGAAGAGUCAACAAACGUUGGCUUAAGAAAUUGCGAUCAGCAGCCUGCAUUUUUGAUAAGCAUGGUAAAUCAACAAGAUUGGUAGUUGAUGAUGAUUCGGCUGCAGGGUCGAGAGUUCGAAGGGUGAAAGUUCGCCAUUGCAAGAAGCAUUUGAAGGAACUAUCAGCCAUGUAUAUGGGACAAGAUAUCAAGGCUCAUGAAGGUGCUAUUUUGACAAUGAAAUUUAGUCCAAAUGGACAGUAUCUUGCUACUGGUGGUGAUGAUGGGAUUGUUAAAUUGUGGCAAGUGAUUGAAGAUGAAAGAUCUAAUGAAUCUGAUAUCCCCGAAAUUGAUCCAUCCUGCAUUUACUUCACAGUGAAUCGUCUUUCAGAGUUGAAGCCCCUGCUUGUGGAGAAAGAGAAGUUGGCUAACUCAAUGACCUUGAGGAAAACAUCGGAAUCAGCUUGUAUAAUUUUUCCACCUAAAAUCUUCAGAAUAUUGGAUAGGCCAUUGCACGAGUUCCAUGGACAUUCUGGUGAUAUUUUGGAUCUCUCUUGGUCAAAAAACAAUUAUCUUCUGUCAUCAUCAAUUGAUAAAACUGUCAGACUUUGGCGAUUGGGAUCUGAUGAUUGUCUCAGAGUUUUUUCACAUAGUAAUUAUGUUACUUGUGUUCAUUUUAAUCCCAUGGAUGAAAAUUACUUUAUCAGUGGUUCAAUAGAUGGAAAGAUCCGCAUUUGGGGAAUUCCUUCUUGUCAAGUUGUUGACUGGAUUGACAUUAGGGAAAUUGUCACUGCAGUGUCUUAUCAUCCUGAUGGACGGGGAGGAAUUGUUGGCUCCAUAAAUGGUACUUGCCGCUUCUUUAAAGUAAUAGGUGAUAAUAACUUGGAAUUAGAUGGCGAAAUAUGUUUGUCCAGUAAAAAGAAGUCGCCCAGUAAGAAAAUAACGGGGUUUCAGUAUUCUGCAGAAGAUUCAAGCAGAAUAAUGGUGAGCUCUGCUGACUCUCGAAUCCGGAUUAUUCAAGGGCUUAAUGUGAUUCAGAAGUACAAGGUCAGCUUGAUUGGUUGUUUGGUUUCGAUUAUGAAGAUUUUGCUUUUAAACCAAAUGGUGUCGUUCGUCGUAUCCUGUCUUCCAUGUGCCCUCAUAAGCAAGUUUCGUCCUUUCUGUUCAGGGCCUUGUAAUACUGGAAACCAGACGUCUGCAUCAUUUACCUCAGAUGGGAAACAUAUCAUCUCGGCAAGUGGGGAUUCUAAUGUAUAUGUAUGGAACUGCAGUUAUAAAAACGAGGCCGUUCUUUCCCCUGUGAAAAAGAUUAAGUCGUAUGAAUAUUUCUCCUCCAAUGCUUCCAUUGCAGUACCAUGGUACGGUUUGAGAUGUAACACAGAGGCUGGUGAAAGACAUUUUCCUGGCAUGCAAAGGAACUCAUCGGAAACUUUCCCCCUUCCAUCACCUGCGUUUUUCUCUUUGAGCCAAGAGUUAUUAGAAUCCUUCCCCAAAGGAUCUGCAACUUGGCCGGAGGAGAAGCUCCCAACCUCAAGCCUACUACCGAAACCAUCUAUGAUGCAUAAAUCUCGGUAUAAAUUUCUGAAGUUGUCUUGCCAAAAUACAUCAAGUUCUCAUGCAUGGGGUCUGGUUAUCGUGACGGCAGGAUGGGAUGGACGAAUCAGGUCGUUUCACAAUUAUGGUUUGCCUGUACCUAUAUGAAAUUUUAGGAUUUUCCAAGUACAUGAAGUGAUUUCUUCAUAUUGUGGUGUUUCACAUGUUAGUGCCUCCUGGCUGAGUAAUAGCUAUGAUGGAAGCCUGAUCUCAUUUUAGAUGAUCAACCAACCAAUGUUAUCACCAGCUGCAAUAAAACACAAUCAUAUGUGCUGAUAAUCGAUACGUUACCGUUUUCAGAAUUUCCUCGAGCAUAUCUAUAGAUUUUCUGAUACUCUAGGGUCAGUUUAUGGAAAUGACAAUUGAUGGAAGAAGCUUCUCUAUAGAGGAAACGGCUUCAAAUCAGCUAGUGGCCAAGGUUAGCUUACCUGGAUUCUCUUGUCAAUCAUCCUCUAGGCAGUUUAAUCAUAGACUUUAUGAUGUUGCGAUUUGAGUAUUUGCUGCUGGCCAGUAACAAACAUGUGAAGUCAUUCAUGUAUUGGGGGAAAUAACAUUGAUACGAGAAGUUGUCUCAACGAUGCAGGUUACUACAGGGCUUGGAGGACCUCUUACCUCUUGCUUUUUUCUGCUCUUACAUGGUCAAGGAAAUCAAGAUUGGUGGUCUGAAUUCAUUGAAGAAGAAUUGGUUAUAUGCCAUUAUAUCUUGUGGGCCAUUUUUUAUUGAUUUGAUAUUUUGACCAUUUCUUCUUCUGCUUCGUAUCAAGACGACGAGAGACAUGAGGAUUUGAGCGUGGGGCAAACUUAGUCAGUCGUUUUCAUCUGAUGAGACUUUACCUGCCAGGCUGGUCUUUGAAUUUGAAAGAGAAGAAAAAAAAAGUUUUUUUUGUUUGCUUUCUUGCUGUAUUGUUACACACUAACACAAGUCUGCAGCAACCCUUUUGCUAACAGAGAUUAUAUACUAUAUAGGCUGUAUUAUUCUCACUUAUUUCAUUCAACAACAUCAUCUUUAGGACAGGUGUUAUGAGCUUAAGCUAUAAGCUAUUUAGCAUCCUUCGAGUUUCCAUCUGUUGUAAAUACACAAGCUCUCUGUGCAGGAGGCUUAUGUUUCUUUUUUUCUCCCCUUCUCUUGUAAAAGAUGUUCUAUAGAAGCUACCAUAGAAUUGAAAGUUCAAACAGAUUGAGAAGACUUGAAGUUCUUAUGAACUUA